UUCUUGCACAGAAAUGUUGUUGAAUGAAGCAAAUCUGUAGAAGAAAACAAAUAAAUAUAAAUUAGAGCAAAAGGACAGAAAAAGAUUGUUAGCCUUUUUCGCUAACAUUAGCUCUCUGUGAAUCAUAUUCAGCUGCUGCAUCAAAUCAACCAGUUUAAUGAAAAUAUAUCAAGAAGAUAAAAAUACUACAUAAAAAUGAAGAGUAAAUAGUAAACAUUUACUACUAAAUACUUUAGACUGAAUUUAAUCCAAAUCCCCUCAAAUAACGAAACUCCUCAGACCAACGGGACAGAACGGCUGAUAAAUCGCAGACAUGGCAACCCUGCCUGUCAACAGCUCUCCCUCCCCCGCCAUGUAAGACGAGCCACAGUCAGCUGGUGCCGUUGGUUCCGACCCGGAUCCACAUGAUGUCGAGCUUCGAAGUUUCUGUGCAGCAGCUCAACGACCUGUUGACGGACGACAGCGGCUGUUACCGUCGGCCCAGUCGACACUGUGACGAGGUCCACCCCCGGAUCUACGUCGGUGACCAGUUCACGGCCACAAACGUCCCGCGUCUGAAGCGCCUGGGCGUCACCCACGUCCUGAACGCGGCGGAGGGGAACUCUCACAUGCACGUCAACACCAGCGCUGACUUCUACGCCCACACGGGCAUCACCUACCACGGGAUAGCUGCCAGUGACACCGACCACUUCGACCUCAGCGUUUACUUUGAGGCCGCGGCAGAAUUCAUCGGGAAGGCGUUGACGUACAGGGGUGGGAGAGGCAGGGUGUUGGUCCACUGCAGGGAGGGCUACAGCCGCGCCCCCUCCCUGGUCGUGGCCUUCCUGAUGCUGCGGCAGAACAUGGACGUCCGCUGCGCUCUGGCUCUGGUGCGGCAGGAAAGAGAAAUUGGACCAAACGACGGUUUCCUUCGACAGCUGUGCCGGCUGAACCAGAGGCUGGAGGCUGAGAGAAAGAUCAGGGACCAGUGAGGCACAACAUGAGGCACACGGUCUGCAAACUGGCACCGUCCUGCCUCGCAUCGAGCUUUAAGAAGCUGCAGAGGCGUGAAGGUGGAGAAACGGAGACGGGGACAUUUGUACUACAGUACUGCAGUACCACAGUACUACAGUACCACAGUACUACAGUACCACAGUACUACAGUACUGCAGUACCACAACAUCUUUUAGUAUAAACCUAUAGAAGUCCAACAUGGCGUUGACCCUGACCUUUAACCCUGAGGAGUUCCCAUUAGUCAGAAAGUUUCCAGAUUAUUUAACCUACAAAUAUAUACAGCCAUAUAUGCCAAUAUUUCUAUGAAAUAUAUUUCUUGAUUUGUUCUACCAUAGUUUAUACACGUGACACAGUAAUGUAGUACAGUACAGAGCUAUGAGUAAGAAUCACAUUGGCCAGCAGAGGGAGCAGCUACACCAGUGUUUUUGCAUCAGCAUCACAGUACUGUACCAGCUCACCCCCCCACCACGUCACGUGGCUUUACAUAACAAGCAGGCUGACUGUAGUACAGUGUUGACUUUCUCUGUGGUGUGAAUAUUCACAUCUACGUUAACGUGAAUGUCAUGUGACUUGGAAUAAAUAAAAAGAUACAAAUUUAU
Messenger RNA from Cynoglossus semilaevis (tongue sole), 1592 nucleotides. RefSeq names its product dual specificity protein phosphatase 3-like. Bases 405 to 971 code for a protein of 188 amino acids. The record is from RefSeq and is a predicted model, not a curated record. Lineage: Eukaryota; Metazoa; Chordata; Actinopteri; Pleuronectiformes; Cynoglossidae. Gene Ontology annotation, biological process: negative regulation of MAPK cascade; protein dephosphorylation. Gene Ontology annotation, cellular component: cytoplasm. Gene Ontology annotation, molecular function: protein tyrosine/serine/threonine phosphatase activity; MAP kinase phosphatase activity. The transcript is spliced from 3 exons.